Nasonia vitripennis (jewel wasp) is the source of this 4296-nucleotide messenger RNA. RefSeq names its product homeobox protein caupolican. The transcript has 7 exons. The record is from RefSeq and is a predicted model, not a curated record. Lineage: Eukaryota; Metazoa; Arthropoda; Insecta; Hymenoptera; Pteromalidae. Gene Ontology annotation, cellular component: nucleus. Gene Ontology annotation, biological process: neuron differentiation; cell development; regulation of transcription by RNA polymerase II. Gene Ontology annotation, molecular function: DNA-binding transcription factor activity, RNA polymerase II-specific; RNA polymerase II cis-regulatory region sequence-specific DNA binding. Bases 641 to 2857 code for a protein of 738 amino acids.
UCGCGCGUAUGUGCUUCGAGAGAGCGAGCGAGAUAUAGCCACCUAGCCUAACCCCGCCGGCCGAACUUCAUUCCACGCCGACUGACCAUCACCGACGGGCCGUCUGUCUCUCUACUCUCGUCGGCGUAGUCUGCAGUACUCCGACGGCGCGAGUAUAUCGAGAGCUCCGACAGACGUUAUCCCCGAUAGUGACGGAUAUAGCUGUACCUUCGGAGGGGAGUGAGUGAGAGAGCCAGAGGAAAAAAGGAGGGAGAGUGCGACUGGAGGGUUGAACCGAGCCCUCGAGACAGAGAGAUCGGUCGGGAUAAGCGAUCGGUCGACCAGCUGGACUCGCCAAUUUUCCGCGGAGCUUCGAUCAUCCUGCCUUUGGUGAACAGUCGAGACACUUUUGCAGGCUAUACUCUAAUGUGCUGUGUUCAUUUCGUUGUAUAAUCCAGUGACAAAGUGCGAUCGCAGCCCUCCGAUGGACACGGGAACUAGCGAGUAGAUAGUGACGGAAGUGUGCGCCGAUUUUUGGUACCGGAUCUUGAAAACUUGAUGACAGCGUCGUUUUCUCAACCCGCGAGACAGAGUGACAGUUUGUGAGAGAACUCGUCGAUCGUCGCAGCGUACCGAUUUCGAAAAAUUAACCACACAAGUCAUGGACAUGUCCGAGGACUGCUGGGCCGAGCACGUGGGACUGUUGCAGGACGUACCGGGAGCCACAGAUCAGCAACAACACCAUCCCCAGCCGCCGCCUCCUGUACCUGAUUUUCUCAUGCUGCCGCACAGCCAUCAUCACGAGCUCCUGGUGAGCGGCGGCCAGCCGACAACAGCGACCUCACCGUCGAUGUCGUCAGCGGGCGCGUUGAGUCCCGGGGCGUUAUCGCCCUCGUCGACAGCGACGACGGCCACGACGACCGGAGGUGGCAGCAGCACGACGACCGGCGGUGCGAGUACCCCGGUGGGCGCCGCGGGUGGCGGCACAACGACGGCCGCGGCGUCGGCGACGAGCAGUGGGCCAGGCUGCUGCGAAAACGGCCGACCCAUGAUGACCGACCCCGUGACAGGGCAAACCGUCUGCUCCUGUCAGUACGACAGCGCCGCGAGGCUGGCCCUCGGCGCGUACCCCAGACUAGGACCCGGAGCAACGUCCUACUCGUCGUACCCCACGCCGACGCCGUCGGGCAGCGACCAGGGACCUUACCCCAGUAUCGGCAUGGAUAGUUCGGCCUUCUAUUCGCCACUGGGAAAUCCGUACGGACUGAAGGACGCGACGGGGAUGGGAAUGACGGCGGACAUGGGCGCUGCCUGGGGAACGGCGGCGCUUCAGCCUGCGGCAACCGGCUACUACCCUUACGAUCCGACGCUCGCCGCCUAUGGAUACGGCGCGGGCUACGACCUGGCGGCGAGGCGGAAAAACGCGACGAGGGAGUCGACGGCGACCCUCAAGGCCUGGCUGAACGAGCACAAGAAGAAUCCCUACCCCACCAAGGGCGAGAAGAUCAUGCUGGCGAUCAUCACGAAGAUGACGCUGACGCAGGUAUCCACGUGGUUCGCCAACGCCAGGAGACGACUGAAGAAGGAGAACAAGAUGACCUGGGAGCCCAAGAACAAGACGGACGACGACGACGACGCGGUGCUCACGGACUCUGAGGACAACAAGGACAAGGACGACAUGGGCAGUGAUAACAGGCAGGACAGGGUCGGCGACGACGCCAGGCGGGGACUCGACGAUAACGAACCGAUGCGUCACGUCAAAGCCGAGCACAUGCAGCACGACAAGGACCUCGACGACGAGGACGACCUGGACCUCGAGGACGACCCUCGCCGAGUCGGUGAGCAUCCCUACCACCAUUCGAUGCACCACCACCAUCAUCACCACCACCACCAGGGCUACGGGCCCGACGACCACCUCAAGGACGAGAGCCUCAAGUCGGACUGCAACGCUGCCGGCGUCCCGAUCCCCGCUACGAAGCCCAAGAUCUGGUCCCUAGCCGACACGGCCGCCUGCAAGACCCCACCACCACCUUCUCAUCCUCACCACCAUCAGUACCAGCUGCACCACCAGCAUCAGCAACAGCAGCAGCACUACGCGCAGCAGCAACACCAUCAGCAGCACCAGCAGCAGCAACAACAGCAGCAGCACCAUCACCUCGCGGCCAGCCAGCCCCACCACCACUCGCAGCAGCCCUGGCUGGGAGGUGGUGGGGGUAGUGGAGCCGACGUGGGCGCCACCAGCGGUGGGGGCCUCAGCGGCUUCGCGCUGCCCUCGUCCGCCUCGAUGAGUCCCUCAUCGGCGGCGACGGCGCCCUACAGCAGCACCGGCGCCCGCUACGGCGGCUUCCUCUCCUCGUCCUCCGGUGGUCAGCUCCACUACAACCCAAACUCGUCGUCGAGCAGCAGCGCCUCCUCUUCGGCGGCGGCGGGGUUUCCCGAGGUUGGCACGGAUACCCCGCCACAGACGCCGCCCAACAUGAAGGUCACCACGGCUACGCCGAACGGCGUGAUCCAGGGCCCGCCGGCAGGGUACUGCCCUGGUGGCAACAGCAAUACCCCCAGUAAUGGGCCCGUGGGCUCCGCGAACACCGGACAUUACGUGGCGGCAGCCACGGCGCCGAGUCACGCGGCGGCGACCGUCGGCGGCUACAUGCAGCAGAGCCAGGCCAACGGGGGAGUCGGGGCUGGCGCGGGAGGCUUCAGCACCAGGUUGCAGAACUCGCCCCACAAGGACUUUGCCCCGGCGUCGGCGCAGAAUUCGAUACUCCACCAGCACCAGACCACUGCCAGCCUGCCGCCCACGGAGGCCACUACCGCCUUCAAACCGUUCUACAAGGGCACUCAAAGCAUGGGCAGUGGAUUCGUGUCGCCGGUGUAAGUCGAGCAUUGGCUACAGAGUCAGCUCAUCGUUUGAAGUUCAGCGACAACGAGCCUGCAGGCAGUAACCUCUCGACCGUAGCAGCAAGCCAACAGUCUCAAACCAGAGCCGCGUUGUCUCGAGAUUUACGCCGUCUGCUGCAGCAGCAGCGGCGGCGGGCCAUCGGACGCAUAAAUCGCGAACGAGAGUAAGCCCUGCCGCCGCGAGGAUUACGCCCGGGGAUUAGGGAAUCAACCUGGCUGAUCUACAGCGCCGGAGAAAACUCGCCCCAGUGAAGCUGCUGCUACUGCUGCUGCCACUUUUUCCGGCGGCGCCACUCAUACACGCCUCCCUCCCCGGUACAAGUGUUUUAAUCUCGUUUAGGGCCCUGAUUUCGGAUUCCCUUUCGAUUUUUAUUUCUCGUACACACUACGCGACAUUUUUCUCACAUACACCCACAUACACACACACACACACGGGCAACGUGCAAGGCAAACACAGCGGCACCUCGUAAAUAUAUUAUAAAUAUAUACAUAAGUUUUAACGAAAUGGCAGAACUGUUGUUACUAUGAAUUUAUUAUUAUUAUUAUUAUAUUAUUUUGAUCAUUAUUAAUUUUAUUAUCAUUAUUAUAAUAUUAUUACUAUCGUUUAAAGUCACAACCACGUACGCGGUACAAACGCACGACCGCGCGGCGCGAGGAGAGUCUUUUUUGUAAAUAUGUCACAUACUACUGCGGAGAGAAUAUAUGCAAAACUAUUAUACAUAGCGGAGAGAGCUCGAGUGCACGACAGGAGUGAGGCGCUGCGUAUAUGAAAUAUAGAUAUAUAUAUACAUAUAUACAUACACAAAGUGAAAUAUGUAUCCAGAUUAACGGGCGACGACCGAUCGGACGAGCUAUAUUAUAUGCUUCGACGCGCGUCUCCUAUAUAAUACUUUUAUUUCCCCGGAUCGAGGCGCAUAUAAGAUUAAUGACACGUGGUUCAGACACGCGAAAGAGGGGGGCGGUUUUAUCAUCAUAUCGAAAAGCUUGAUCACAACAUCUUUGCGCGCACACAGGUUUGCUUUGUUUCUUUGGAAUUUCACCACAGCGUUGGAAUGAUCGAGUGUUGAAUUAAAGAUACUGUAUAACUUCUGCACCGAUCGCUCACGUUCAGUAUUCAACUAUUUAAAGAGAAACUAUGAUAAAAACGAAUCUACAAUAGCUUAUUACCUUGUAAGGCAGAGACGCGCAGAAUCUGUCGACUUUGAAUACGAAGAUAUAACAUAACACAGUUGUAAUAAUAGCAUCAUCGAUAUGUGCGCGGUGUAAUAACUUUUACCAGAUACCGACGUUCAACGAAAUCUCCAACUACCUAUACUGUAUACACGUAUUAUCAUUAUUAUAAUAUUCAAAUGUGUUUCUAACAGAAUCGAAAAGCUGACGUUUUCUCUAACAGCUAAGAUAAUUAUAUAUAUAUAU